GUGACCAAUACCGCUACUCUCACGUGACAAGACCAAGACUUGAUAGUAGAGAUCCAGUGAAUCUGCCAAAAUGCUUUAUCGAAUUUUAAUCAGUUUCCUCCUGGCAGCUUCAUGCUUUGCAGCGUAUGCUCCAGAUGAAGUCACAAAUUUACCUGGAAUUCCUUCUGAAGCCCCACCUUUCAAGCAAUAUUCUGGAUAUCUGAAUGCGACGGGUGACAAACUGUUUCAUUAUUGGUUUGUUGAAUCCCAGAGCAGUCCAUCUGUGGAUCCUGUUGUGCUUUGGUUGAAUGGUGGACCAGGCUGUAGCUCCUUGGAUGGCUAUCUUUCAGAAUUGGGUCCGUUUCAUGUGAACAGCGAUGGAGCUACUCUGUACCUCAAUGAUUACAGCUGGAACAAACAGGCCAAUGUGAUCUUCUUGGAGAGUCCAGCUGGUGUUGGUUUCUCUUAUUCACCUUCAGGAGACAUCAAGACGGAUGAUGAUCAGGUGGCAGAAGACAACUUCCAAGCUCUUCAGAAUUUUUUUGUCAAGUUUCCAGAAUACCUCAAUAACACCUUUUACCUUACGGGCGAGAGCUAUGGAGGUAUUUACAUCCCAACUCUAGCUUUGAAGAUUAUGAAAGGAAACACAUCAAUUAAAUUGGAGGGUUUUGCCAUUGGGAAUGGUCUACUAAACGUAACAAGCAAUUAUGAUUCUGCCAUCUACUUUGGCUACUAUCAUGCACUAUUUGAUCAGGACGUUUGGAAUGAUCUUCAGACAUAUUGCUGUAAGAAUGGCGUUUGUCAGUUCUUCCAGCCUACGGACCAGCAAUGCAAAGAUGCUUGUGAUAUAGCAGAAUCAUUCAUAUAUAGAAGCGGUAUCAACACCUACAACAUAUAUCAGGACUGUACUGGAGGGAUCCCUACUCAAACCAAAAGAUAUCAAUUUGAUCUUUGGUCUUCACUGGGAAUCCAUUACAAGACUCCACAUCCAAAGCAUUUUGAAAAACCACAGACCAAUUCCUCUUUGAGGUCAACGCUCUAUGCAUCUCAUGGUUUCAUGACAUCUAAAGUAGGAGAUCCUGAAUGCAGUGAUACUACUGCUGUUACAACUUAUCUUGGUCGGGCUGAUGUCAGGCUAGCUCUCCAUAUACCUGCGUCUGUACAGCCCUGGGAGGUCUGUAGUGAUGCUGUCGGUGGUAACUACACAAUGCAAUAUCAGUCUGUCAAGCCGCUGAUUGAAUCAAUGCUCACCAAGUACAGGGGACUCUUUUACAACGGCGAUGCGGAUAUCGUCUGCAACUUCCUCGGUGCGCAGUGGUUCGUGAAGGACCUCCACCAAGCCGAAAAGACGUCCAGACGUCCCUGGAAGGUUGGCACGCAGGUGGCUGGAUUCGCCCAUGAGUUCUUGAAUGUGACGGUUGCCACGGUGAAGGGGUCAGGUCACUUGGUCCCGAUGUGGAAGCCUGCUGAGGCAUACCAUAUGAUCACGCAGUUCCUGAAUAACCAACCUUUAUAAGUAGACUUGGUAUAUAGGUUACAGAUAUGUGAUAUCGCAAGGAUUCAUCUCCAUGUUAGCUGGUUUCAAACAAUAUUCUUUAUACUCCCCUGGUGCGAUGUCAUGAAAAUACACACUGGUAGCUUCCCCUAGCUCCAAAACUUAUUCAGAGUUUUUAAAACUAAUCCAGGGCUCCGUAACACAAAGAUUAGCGAUCAAUCGCUAAAUGAACUGACCAAUCAAUAUCAUUGUUAAAGGCGCAUUAGGUUUAAAUACUGACCAGGGACCAAUCAGUGCGGUUCUUUCAUAUUUGCGAUUCAUCGCAAACCUUUGUGUUACGUAGCCCAGAUCACAUUGACACCUCAACAACUAGUGACUUUUCGGGACCAUCUUCAUUUUGUAUUUGGUGUUAUAAUCGUGUCAAAAUUGACCUAACACCAACACCAAAAGGUCAACACUGAACAUGAAAUCACCCAUUUUGCGUUUUAUCAUGUUAUUUUUCAUUUGAUGUCUUAGAGAAGUAUGAUGAAACAUAUCCACAGCUAAAAUUUUGUAAAUUUGGUGAAAUUUGGUAACUAUUCAGGAAUUUACCCCAGAUGCAUUGUUUUCCUGGUUCUAAAUGUUAGGAUUCAGGCCAAUUAUAUUGACCUUUAUUCGGGCAAGCCGGUAUCCCCUGACCAAAGGUGAUGAUAUAUCUAUGAAUUGCUAAGAGACAUUGCUCCAAUGUGCUAAGCACUAUAUAAAAGGAGAAUUUCAUCAUUCUGACAUAAAGAGGAAAAUGAAUAUCAGAUAUUUUUGUAUUAUUAAAAGGCCUAGAUCAAAAGAUGGAAAUGCCCAUGAAAAAUUGCCAUUGAAUAAGUGCCAUUUUACAGUAAUUUUCCAGUUGUGGAGUGAUUUUAUUUGGUGAGCUAAUCUACUGUAAUAACAAAAUUGUGCAAUCAUGAAUUUAAUGUAUAUAUUAUAAUUCUCUGAAUGAUGCCUGGCAUCACAUGUACAUAUGUCGUAUUGUCACAUAAAUAAUCAGAUGAAAUUCUCAUUUAAGAAUUGUCAAUCAUGCAUUUUCCAGCUAACUCUUGUAAUGUUUAUACAACCAUGCCAUUCCCUGUUGCCAGAUUCACUUUUGAUUUUUUAUUGAUGCACUGUUUAUAGAAACAACAUUAUUUGGCCUGAAUAAUGAUGUCAUGAAAACCAGCAUGGCAGGAGGCAGUAGCAUUCAUGUUAGUAGGGAAAUGUUCUUUGAUCCACCAUCAGGAAGGUUUUCAUUCAGCUAAUUUACACCUGAAUACAAAAUGACCUUUUGCUUCCUUUUUACAAAUUUCAUUAUCAUUUGAUCUUAAUCAGUAUAUUAUCAAAGUUGUCUUAAAUCUUGCUAGAUCAUACCCAUGUAUCCCUCUAUUUUCCAUUAAAUUAGAAUAACAUUAACAAUUCUUUAUAUUUCAGCUAAUGGAUAGGUUUUAUCGCAGUGUUUUUCAUAUAGUCUACAUAUUUUCUUAUAAUAGUAUUUAUGUAAAUUGUUCCUAACCAAGAUUUCCUCAAAGACUCAGCUUUUGUAAUCUAUUACUCAGGUGUGAUAUAUUUUUUAUAACAAAAAAAAAAUCAAAAUUUGAAGUAAUGUGUUUAGAUCUAUUGAUUUAAACCCAACUAGGCAGGUGGUGGGGGCUCUCCCAGACCCUAGCUUGUCACUUUGCGUGAUAAGUCUUGUGAAAAGAUUUCACCACAAUGUCUCCUGAUAUGAUAUUUAGAGUUGCGUUUAAUUGCAACUCUAUAUAUCAUGCGCAACUUGAUUUUCAACCAAUCAACAGCGCGCAUUUUGGACUUGCGAUUGAUUUUUUGACUUGCGUUUUAACGCAACUCUUUCUGCAACGGAACCCCUGGCCUAGUAAUGGUAGACCCAUUUUGGGAUAUUACCAAAGCUACGUACAGGCUUUAGCUAUUUAAUACUUAUAAUGUUAGACAUUUCUAUUCUAUCACUUUGAAUAACUCCAUUUUAUUUCAACAGUUUUCUCCCUGAAAACAUGAUAUUAUAACCAUGGAAACAGAAAUACCAGGAAAAA
This is a messenger RNA of Lytechinus variegatus (green sea urchin), 3528 nucleotides long. RefSeq names its product lysosomal protective protein-like. Bases 71 to 1495 code for a protein of 474 amino acids. The transcript is spliced from 9 exons. Lineage: Eukaryota; Metazoa; Echinodermata; Echinoidea; Temnopleuroida; Toxopneustidae. Gene Ontology annotation, biological process: proteolysis. Gene Ontology annotation, molecular function: serine-type carboxypeptidase activity. The record is from RefSeq and is a predicted model, not a curated record.